Brassicogethes aeneus is the source of this 1783-nucleotide messenger RNA. The record is from the annotation of a GenBank genome assembly. Lineage: Eukaryota; Metazoa; Arthropoda; Insecta; Coleoptera; Nitidulidae.
CAACAACUCGCGGUGUUGUCGCGUUUAAACCUAUUUUUUACAUUACGUUUUUAAUUUACAUUUGUUGUAUGAUUGGCAACACUGCCCAAACGUUAAUUCAAAUUUCUACAACUCCGAUAAAAAAGAUGCGUAAUUUGCAGGACUUCGAAGUGCCAAACGACGGUGAAAUAAGUGUUUGCGAAAUAAACGGCCGCAUGCAAUCCAUGAACCUGGAAUACGCGAACGUUAACGCUUUCACCACUUCGGUGGAAAAACACCCUAAAAUACACAUAACAAGGGAUUUGUUGCAUCCCGUGUCGUCGGGGGAUGAAGGGAGGGCGUUAUUUUUGCCGGUGGAUGUUCCCUUUUUAAAGCAAUUAACACAAGUGUACUACGAACAAGGUUUCUACGAGGCUCUGCAUAUAGGGGUGUCCAGUGAGCACAUUGUGGUUUCUAAAGGCUCAAGAUUAUUGUUGAAUCUUUUAAACUACGUUAGGAAAGUUCAAGUGAUAUUCAACCCCAAUAUUAGAUACUCAAGUACAAGUCUUAUUAAUAAUUUAUCUCAAACUAAAAAUUGGCAAGAAAACACUAUAAGAUGCAUUGCUUGGCAUCCCUAUUACACCAAAGUUGCUGUGGCGACUUGCGAUGAUAGUGUUAGAGUUUACAGUUCGGAAACAAACUUUACACCGCUGUUGAGAUGCAAGCAACAAAAAAACGUAACGUGCAUAGCUUGGAGACCAAUGUCCAACACUGAGGUGGCUGUAGCACACGAAACGGGCAUUAUUGUGUGGAAUAUUGACCCCAACUCCCUAGUAGCAAGACCCUCAAUAAGUAACACCAUAAUACUGCAUAGAAUCGAGCAUAAGGCUGUCAUGAGUAUUGUAUGGUCCCCGAAAGGCGAUUUAUUAGUUUCUGCUGCAGCCUGCGAUAAUACUCUCUUGGUUUGGGAUGUAGAAAUGGAUAGAACAAGUUUUUUGAAAAGACCUGGCGGUAAUGGCAAUGUUUUGAUUAAAUGGUCACCAAAUGGCGAAAAAUUACUUAGUUGCACCAAUGGAGUCGUCUUCAGAGUGUGGGACUGCCGGAACUGGGAAUGCGAGCGUUGGACAGUGUUGUCGGGUCGCGUGCAGUCCGGUUGUUGGGCGGACAACGGCAACAGCCUGCUGUUCGCGACCAACAACGACCCGGUCAUAUACAGCGUGAUCGUCAAAUCCGACCUGAUAUUCGCCAAGGACGUGGAAAAUGCGUCGAACAAGGCCGCGGCGAUUUUCGACGUCGCGAAAGUCGACAUCGACGGGGUCAUGGUGGGGGGGCUGGUGCAGUCGAUGGAGAGCGACCCUAAGGGCCGGCAACUGGCCGUCAUCUACCAGGAGACGAACUGCGUUACCGUGUUUAACGUUGUGAGGCAGGCUGGGCUUCAACUGAUACCAAGUUCCUUGGUGGUUGGUUUGCCGGAAGAGAGGCCCAGUAGCGUGAGUUUCCAGCAGAAUUUCGAAAGUGGUUCGUGUCUGACCAUUGGCUGGUCCAGUGGGCGUGUCCAGUAUUAUCCAAUCAUAUACACGGAUUUGAAUCACACUCAAGACAACUGCCAAUUGUCUGGAAAUAAUUCAACAUUUUUGAAUCCCAUAAUGCACAGCACCAAAGUGUCUAGAUUUUUGUAGUUAUUAUAGUAAUAAGUUUUUAUACCAAUUAUUUUGUAAUAAUAAGAUAUUUUUUUAUUAAAAUUAAAUUUGUUUUUUUUAUGAUUUCCAUUUUACAUAGUUUUUUGGAAAUACAUAAACCUAUUUUUGUACUAGGUUCGAAUUUU